Molecule: messenger RNA, 4427 nt
Organism: Filobasidium floriforme
Lineage: Eukaryota; Fungi; Basidiomycota; Tremellomycetes; Filobasidiales; Filobasidiaceae
Exons: 9
Coding region: 155-4246 (1363 amino acids)
Biological process (GO): regulation of DNA-templated transcription; DNA-templated transcription
Cellular component (GO): nucleus
Molecular function (GO): zinc ion binding; DNA binding; DNA-binding transcription factor activity, RNA polymerase II-specific
Source: RefSeq, a predicted model, not a curated record
UACCAACAGCACCGAUGGCAGACGACUACCACCUCCACCACCACCUCCUCACCACCAUCAUCGGCAACACCCUCAUCAUCAUCCUAGCAGCAGCGAUAUCCACAGUCGCACCGGUGGUCGUGACGCGGCGACCGUGACCUAUCCUCCUCCUCCGAUGGACCGGUACCCUGCUUAUUUGCAGUCCCCGUCCGACUAUUCUUCUUCGAGAGGUCCACCGUCGUACUCUCACCACCAUCCUCCCAUCUCGCCUUCCCAGAAUGGUUACCUGCCACACCACCACCAUCACCAACAACAGCACUACGAUGACAGUCCAGGUCGAGGAGGAUCGCCUCAGUCCUCCAUCUCGCCCGCCAUCAAGUCUCAAAACGGCAGAGGAGGUGGUGGUGCCGGUGACACUUCCCCGCACGGGACUGGCAACAGCGCUUCGUCAUCCUCACUCGCCGCUUCAAUGAAACCCACUUUGAAACGUAAUCAAGCUUGCCUGCAAUGUCGCCGUCGCAAGCUCAAAUGCGAUGCCGCUCGACCGCACUGCAAGACCUGCGUGAGGUCCUACAACCACGCUCUUCGGGGUGCUGAUGCGAGCAGGAGGGAACGGAUCCGGGAACGUCAACGAGAGAGGGGUGAGGAGGAAGAAAAGGACGAUGCCGUGGUAGACGGGGUGGAAGACAAGGACGAACCCUCGGCUGAAUCCCUCAUCCCGGCCCUCUCUUGUACCUAUGAAGAUCCCACAGAGAUUCAGGCUAAACGACAAGAAUCCGCCGCGCUCACUCAGAAAAGGUAUGGUCAGCAGAUCGGAGCAGCCAGGAUUCUCGUCGAGGGGUUAGCUGGAGGGAGCGGGUUGGUGCGCGUGGACAGUUCGGGCGACGAGGUCUGGGAAACGGCGAGGCAUCCGGGUGGGAGGAAGAGGAGUGUGGGGAGUCUGAUGGGUGGGAGGAAUGGAACGCCAGAGUAUGGACGAGCUGGGAAGAGGAGGGAUACGAGCCAGACGCAUGAACAACAGCAAUAUAAUGGUGGAGGGGAUGGAAACGGGAGUCUGAGGGCAAGGCCGGGCCAUGCGGAACCUCAAGGACAGGCUGUCUUCAUCGAUCCGGGGCUCGUCAGGGAAGGAGGAGCAGGCUCUGGCUAUCCACAGACUUCUCCGGGAAGUACUUCGAGGCGUCCACCACUCCCUAUCUCUGAACCCGGUUAUCACCCCGGCGGGUAUCCGAACCAGCCUCCCAUCGACCCGUCCAUCUACCCCAAUGCAUAUCCUUAUGUCAACCAUUCGAACGGCGGCGGCAUGUCUCAAUCUCUGCCCGGCCGUGGACCACCUUGGGAGCCCAUGCCACCCUCCUCGCAUAGCGGCUACGAUGGUUACAAUUCGUCUUACGACCGGUCGUCCCUUAUGAAACCCGACUUCGCUCUGGGUCUAGGCUACCCCGGCACCGCUCAAAAUUACAUCUCUCCCGGUCCACCACCACAUAUGCUGGACGGUCUUGUCCCUCCUUCAUCCCGAUCGAACGGACCUCCAUUCGCCGAACCGCUCUUGCCCCCGCCUAUUUCUUAUGGACCGCCAGAGAGCUCGGCGAGAGAAUCUCUGCGUGGGGAAUCGAUUGCCGGUCCAGGGACACACGUUGACGGAGGGAACGGGAUGAUGAAUGGGGCGAACGGGUUGGCCUCGAUGGGCUCGAUGUCUGGAAGGAUGUCGACGUUUCCGGACGAGCCUAACGUUGGAGCUAGUGGCAUGUAUCACGGUUCGGAGCGCCACAGCCAGAACCACCAAAACAACCGCAACAAUCAAAACAAUGACAGCAAUGUCAGGAUGGCUCCGCCCUUUGACGUCAGUCAAUUGGACCCCCACUUGAGUCGGAAUGUGAGGGAAGAGCCGGGAUGGAACGGACGUGAGUCGGUACCAGGGGCGAUGCCUCAACAGCUAGUAAACGGUGAGGCCGAAGAGAAUGCUCAUUUGAAGAGCAAGAUCGCCUGGUUGGAAGCGGGAUUGAAGCGAGACGGCUCUCACCCUUCUCGAGGCGCACCUAGCAUCGGUUCGGUCGAUCCGAGAUCUACUUCUAGUAGCCGGGUGGAAAGCGUGACCGGCAUCUCUAACGGGACGUCUCAGACAGGGGGUCCUGAGGACGGAAACAUGCUGGCCUUGUUGUCUCAGGCGAUUGAUCAAUCGGGUUACGAACCCGUCACCGGGCAUACUGCGCCCAACGGUCAGCGGAAACGCAAUCUUGACGUGGGCCCUACGUUUCCCGGCAUCGUUACCCCUUUGAAACCGAAUACGAUCUUCGAGAUCGCACCUGCCGAGUCGUGGGCGACAACGAUCGAUUCGAGCCGGGCUCGGACGCUCGCCAAUAUCUUGAACGAGACGAACGACGUCGACAUGAGCGAUGUGAAACCUUUUGAGUUGUCAGGAUCGGAUGGGAUGGUGGGAGGUCAUGGCGAGGAGAAUUCGCAGGCGGACGCCGAGCCCGUCUUGUGGGACCUGUUGUGGCCCGGCUGGAACAAGAACUUGCCCAACCCAGAGCUCAUGGACCACAUCAUCGAGGUCUUCUUCCACCACGUGCCGACGGUGACGAGGCUGUUCCACUACGACACCUUCAAAGCGAGGAUGGCUCUACCCGCUACGCACAAGGACUUUCCUAACGUUGCCGUGCUUCACGGGAUUUGUGCGGCCUCGGCGCGAUAUACCGCUCGGGUGUUUACCUGCAAUCCAGAGGAUGAGCCUUGGCUACGAGCCGGGGAACACGUCGAGGAUCCGCAACGAGAAGAAGACUUUGGGAUUCGACACCAGCUCUUUGCCUGGCAAGCGAUCAAUACACAAUUGAAUCGGGGUGUACGUAUCUACGAGAGCGCUCAGGCCCUGAUCCUCCUCGCAAAUCAUCAUCACAUGUACGCGAGGUGGGCCGAAGGAUGGGUUUGUAUCGGGCUCGCUGCCCGGCUCAUGCCUCCUCUGGGACUCGGGAUGAGAGAGCGGGCGAACGCCGGGACAGGGCCGGCAGGGAAGGGUCCUUUCCUGUCGCCAUCCCUUAACGGCAUAGAGAGGGAGGAGAGGCGCGCGUUAUUCUGGGCAUCCGUCCUGUAUGACAUACAGAUCAGCGCCAGUUCAGGUUGGGCGGGUAUCCUUCAGCAAGACGAGAUCUUCGUACCGUUGCCAGCUAGCCUGGAAGCUUUUGAGGCUGGUGCUACCCAAGACGUCCCAGAAAGUGAUCAAACGCUGCACAGCCCGGAUCUGUGGUCCAGGCAUCCUGCUUGUGACGGUUUCGUCUUCCACGUCAAAGCCAUGUGCCUGUUUCAUCGUGUCAACAAAUUUAUACGACUUCUUAAAGCCAAACGUAGCAUUGGAGGUGCAGAGGUCGACGCGAGGGCGACCAAGGAGUUCCAGGAUCUAGACACCUCGAUCGCCACUUUCCUCCUCACAUUUCCCACGGAAUUACGCGACCCGCUGACCCCUUGUAGCGGUAAAAUCAAGAAGCCGAUAGAUGUGGACCUAUUCACCUCUCGAGUGGUACUUUACCAGGCGCAGACUUUCCUCCAUGAGCCCUUCGCCAACCUUGACAUUGCGGACGAUCCUUCCAACCAACGUCUGUUGGAUUCAUCUCGAAGCAUUCUGAAGAUGAUCUUUGCGAUCACUUCGACCUGCUUGGAUCUGUCCUUGAUCUCUCGGGCGGAUUUCGGCCUUCACACGGCAGCAAGGACGUUGGUCCUCUUUCUGAGACAUGCCGUACGCACGGGCGAUACUUCAGCCGGAACAGUGGAACAGUUGAGGAGCGAAGUCGAGGUAUUCCGUCUGGCAUUUAUCGCACAUGGCAAGAGAUUCCCUAUCGGUCUCCGUCACACCAAAGUCUUGGAGGCGAUGCUCGCUGGCUGUGCAAAGGAGGAACCUCCUGCCACGAACGGCCAACUUGCCAUCGAACCCGCGCACUCACAAAGCCCGGCAGACGCCAAGAUGGGCUUUGAUGGCCUCGAUUCCCUGAGCGAACGGUCUGUCGAUUCGACCAAGAUCCCAGGCUUGGAAUCGAUGAUCCCACCAGCUUCGACCAGAUCCGAGCCUAUCGCUCUUGAAUCCCCUGUGGUUUCAAUCGUCACGCCUCUGAGUAACGGCAACCAGCACAACGGCCGACCCGUGAAAAAGGAACCUGUCAUGCGUCUGGACACCAAACACGAGUCGGCAGACAUCUCACAGAACGACGUCCAAGUCGUGACGAACAACGGGAUCGCCUACAAACGCACCGUCUCAUCUUCGCCUAUCAUCCAGGCAUAAACAGUCUGGACACGACUGCACGAGUGAACAAUAGUAUAUACACAACACGUCUUGUUCGCUCUUAAUGAUAUCGAAUCCUCGCACCGUUACAACUUAUAUUACUCCACCAGUCUUGUAUCCUUAUGUAGCUGAUCCCAAGCCACGUCCACCUGUGUAUCGAUCGAUCUUUUCACCAUAUUGA